Molecule: messenger RNA, 1890 nt
Organism: Gossypium raimondii (Peruvian cotton)
Lineage: Eukaryota; Viridiplantae; Streptophyta; Magnoliopsida; Malvales; Malvaceae
Product: zinc finger protein SHOOT GRAVITROPISM 5
Exons: 3
Coding region: 421-1560 (379 amino acids)
Cellular component (GO): nucleus
Molecular function (GO): DNA-binding transcription factor activity
Source: RefSeq, a predicted model, not a curated record
AAGGUUUCAACCAUUUUCAUUGGGCUUAUAAACAAGGUUUUAUGGAGCUACACACUAUACCUGAUGAAGAAGAGGGUUGGAAUUUAAGAGAGAAAAGAAAAAAAGCUGAAACAAGAAAGCUGAUCAUCAGACCCAAAGAAACGAAACAAAAAAAAAAGGGCUUUUCUUUUUUACUUGAUCUACCUUCCUCUAUCUCAUGUCAUGCUGUACUAGCUUUUCUUUGUCCCCUUUUUUCAAUUUCUUUUCAAAUACAAACUUUUGAUCAGCUUUACAGAGUGAGAAGAAAUAGGCAAGACCAGAAAGGAAGCAUUUAGCCAAGGAAAAAUAUUUUGCUUUGCCCUCUUUGGCUCUAUAUUAACUAAAAUAGUUAAUCGUGCCCAAAGAGAGGUUGUGCAGUGCAGUGCAGGAGCUAUUUUAUCUAUGUUGCCCGAUAACUCUUGCUCUUCACAGCCAUUAUAUUUAGAGAAUGGUAGUACUAACAAUAAGAGGAAAAGAAGACCGGCUGGAACGCCAGAUCCAGAUGCAGAAGUGGUUUCUCUAUCCCCCAAAACACUGCUGGAGUCGGAUCGUUACGUUUGUGAGAUCUGUAACCAAGGGUUUCAGAGAGACCAAAACCUACAGAUGCAUAGGCGGCGACAUAAGGUUCCAUGGAAGCUACUCAAGAGAGAAACUCCGGUGGUGAGGAAGCGGGUGUUUGUUUGCCCGGAGCCUACCUGCUUGCACCAUGAUCCCUGCCAUGCUCUAGGUGAUUUGGUUGGGAUAAAGAAGCAUUUUAGGAGAAAACACAGCAACCACAAGCAAUGGGUGUGCCAGAAAUGUUCUAAGGGUUAUGCUGUUCAAUCUGAUUAUAAAGCCCAUCUUAAAACCUGUGGCACCAGAGGCCAUUCCUGUGAUUGCGGCAGAGUUUUUUCAAGACAUUUCCUGCUUGUGUUUGAUAGAGUUGAGAGUUUCAUUGAACAUCAAGAUGCUUGCCAUAUGGGCCGUGUCAGGCAAGAACCACAAGCACUUCAACCGGCUUGCUUGUCACGAACAGCUUCGAGCCACAGUCCGUCCAGUGAUACCAAUUUCAGCACAUCUCCUUGGCCAAGUAGUUUGAUGUUGGCAAAGACAAUGGAUACCCCUAGUUCCCCACAAAAAGCACAAUACCACAAUUUGGAACUUCAACUCCUAACCACUUCAAGUCCCAGUCCCACUGAGGCUAAAAAAUAUUCAACCCAAGCUGGUGAACAGCUAAGGUUGGCAAUGGCGGAGAAAGCUUACGCAGAAGAGGCAAGACGGGAAGCGAAAAGGCAGAUGGAAAUAGCUGAGCAAGAGUUUGGCAAGGCAAAGAGAAUUAGGUUACAAGCACAAGCUGAAUUAGAAAAGGCUCACGAUAUAAAGGAGCAUGCAAUAAAGCAAAUCAGAUCCACCAUGCUUGAAAUUACUUGCCAAGCUUGUAAGCAGCAGUUCCAAGCCAGAACACCUCUCGGAGACAAGUGUCCAGUAGUGAAUUACAUUUCAUCAGGUAUAACAGAAGGUGAAGUUGAAAACGAUAUUGGAGCAAAGGUUACUAAAACAUAAACAUAAACCACCAUUGAUUAGUGGAGUGUUUAUCGUGCAUUUGGUGUGAUGUAAUUUGUUCAUUGAAUUGGGUAAAUGGAAGGUAGGAAUGGGUUUUGUUGGAUAUAUUUGUUCUAGGUUUUCCUACUCAGUUUCGUUGGAUUUUGUGGUUGGAAUAUUUGGAGAGAUGUUUGUAGCCCUAACUAAACAAGUCAGAAAAUGGUGGCCUUUCAUUAAUAUAUGAAUAACAAUACAAUACAAAACAAAGCACGAGAGAGAGAGAGGAAUCUUGAGACUGAUGGUCCUUUUUUGUGAAAUAAAUGCAAAUGAAGGCCAUGUUUUUCAGUGCCA